AUGCGCAGAAAUCGUGUACGAGGUGCUGAGGGAGGCGAUCAGUGUAAAGCGGACGCUGCUGCCGUCGCCACUGAGCCGGCCGGCCAGCCAGCCGGCCAGCUAGGCCAGGACGGCUGUCCUGUCUGUGCUGAUGGUGGUGGUGGUGGUGAUGGUGGUGGUGGUGGUGGUGGUGGUGGUGGCGGAAGUGAAGAACGUACGUAUGUAGGAAGAGGAGGAGGAGGAGGUGGAGGAGAAGUCGAACAGCAGCUGGCCAAUGGAACAGAUGACCAGGUGUGA
This is a messenger RNA of Necator americanus (New World hookworm), 276 nucleotides long. RefSeq lists its product as uncharacterized. The record is from RefSeq and is a predicted model, not a curated record. Bases 1 to 276 code for a protein of 91 amino acids. Lineage: Eukaryota; Metazoa; Nematoda; Chromadorea; Rhabditida; Ancylostomatidae. The transcript has 3 exons.